Messenger RNA from Pelobates cultripes (western spadefoot toad), 378 nucleotides. The record is from the annotation of a GenBank genome assembly. NCBI's taxonomy places the organism in Eukaryota, Metazoa, Chordata, Amphibia, Anura, Pelobatidae.
AUGGUGCACCACCCAUGCAGCUACCGUGGAGGUGGAGGCUCAAGCGACCACCGGCUGAAGCUGGAUGGCAAAGAGGAGAAGGCGGGACCACAGCCAACUCAAGCCUGCAAUAUGCCGGCUAGUACAGCCCGUCGCAAUGUCCCUAUAUGGCACUCUGGAGGUGGCUCACUUCACAAGCAUUGUCAGAGGGUGCCUGCUCAGCACGGCCUAUCAUGUGCAUCAUGGUGGUCCUGGAGCCCUGUUCGUGUGGCUGAUCAUGGAGGGUGGCAUGGAGGAACAAAGCAGGACCACAUCCACGCUUGGUGCUGGUGGGACUCUCCUACUCAACGUGGUGGUCUCUCGGUUACCUCUAUGGGCAUUGGAUGGGCAGCACCAUGA